Molecule: messenger RNA, 2995 nt
Organism: Pongo pygmaeus (Bornean orangutan)
Lineage: Eukaryota; Metazoa; Chordata; Mammalia; Primates; Hominidae
Gene: NVL
Product: nuclear VCP like
Exons: 24
Coding region: 85-2736 (883 amino acids)
Biological process (GO): ribosome biogenesis
Cellular component (GO): nucleus
Molecular function (GO): RNA binding; ATP binding; ATP hydrolysis activity
Source: RefSeq, a predicted model, not a curated record
CGGCGAUCGCGGCGGGCAACCCCUACGAGGACCCCGGUUGACUUGGAGCUGGCUGUCCGAGCUGUGGCUUGGAAGACCGACGCGAUGAAGCCCAGACCUGCAGGGUUCGUGGAUAAUAAACUCAAGCAGCGAGUGAUCCAGUACCUUACCAGUAACAAAUGUGGCAAAUAUGUGGACAUUGGAGUCUUAGCGUCUGAUUUACAAAGAAUGUACAGUAUAGACUAUGGUCGAAGAAAAAGAAAUGCUUUUAGGAUUCAGGUAGAAAAAGUAUUUAGCAUAAUUAGUAGUGAGAAGGAACUUAAGAAUUUAACAGAAUUAGAAGAUGAACAUUUGGCAAAAAGAGCAAGACAAGGUGAAGAGGAUAAUGAGUACACUGAAAGCCAUUCUGAUGAUGAUUCAAGUAUGGAAGACUACCCAGAUCCACAGUCAGCAAAUCACAUGAACAGUUCCCUGCUGUCUUUAUAUCGGAAAGGAAAUCCUGAUUCUGUUUCAAAUACUCCUGAGAUGGAGCAAAGAGAAACCACCUCUUCAACACCACGGAUAAGUUCCAAAACAGGCUCCAUUCCCUUGAAGACCCCUGCCAAAGAUUCUGAGGGAGGAUGGUUUAUUGACAAAACCCCAAGUGGAAAGAAAGACAGUUUUUUCUUGGACCUGUCAGAUGAGAAAAGUAAUCCUAAGAAGCCAAUAACUGAGAUACAGGGUUCAAAAGAUUCUUCUCUUUUGGAGAGUGAUAUGAAAUGGAAAGGCAAGCUAAAGAAUAAAGGAAGCAAAAGGAAGAAAGAAGAUCUUCAGGAAGUAGAUGGAGAAAUUGAAGCUGUCCUGCAAAAGAAAGCUAAAGCCAGGGGGUUAGAAUUCCAGAUCUCCAACGUGAAGUUUGAAGAUGUGGGAGGCAAUGAUAUGACAUUAAAAGAGGUCUGCAAGAUGCUCAUACACAUGCGUCACCCGGAGGUGUACCACCACCUGGGCGUCGUGCCCCCUCGUGGAGUUCUCCUUCAUGGACCACCAGGCUGUGGGAAGACAUUACUUGCACAUGCAAUUGCUGGGGCUGAGUGCAGUGGCAUGAUCACAGCUCACUGCAGCUUUGACCUCUCAGGCUCAAAUGAUCCUCCUGCCUCAGCCUCGCAGGAACUUGACCUGCCAAUUUUGAAAGUGGCUGCUCCAGAGAUUGUGUCUGGAGUAUCCGGAGAGUCUGAACAGAAGCUGAGAGAACUAUUUGAGCAAGCUGUGUCAAAUGCACCAUGUAUCAUUUUCAUUGAUGAAAUUGAUGCUAUUACCCCCAAAAGAGAAGUGGCUUCAAAAGAUAUGGAACGAAGAAUUGUAGCCCAACUCCUAACCUGCAUGGAUGAUCUGAAUAAUGUGGCUGCUACAGCCCGGGUCCUAGUUAUUGGAGCUACUAAUCGACCAGACUCGUUAGACCCUGCUUUGAGACGUGCAGGAAGGUUCGACCGAGAAAUAUGCCUAGGUAUCCCAGAUGAAGCAUCCAGGGAAAGAAUACUUCAAACAUUGUGCAGAAAACUGAGGCUUCCUCAAGCUUUUGAUUUCUGUCAUUUAGCACACCUAACUCCAGGCUUUGUUGGUGCUGAUCUCAUGGCACUGUGCCGAGAGGCAGCAAUGUGUGCAGUCAAUAGAGUCUUAAUGAAGCUACAGGAACAGCAGAAGAAAAAUCCUGAAAUGGAAGAUUUGCCAUCUAAAGGAGUCCAGGAGGAAAGGCUGGGAACUGAGCCCACUUCUGAAACACAGGAUGAAUUACAGAGGCUGCUGGGGUUGCUAAGAGACCAAGAUCCCCUCUCAGAGGAGCAGAUGCAAGGACUGUGCAUUGAACUGAAUGAUUUCAUUGUUGCUCUAUCCUCAGUCCAACCCUCUGCCAAAAGGGAAGGCUUUGUCACUGUCCCUAAUGUGACAUGGGCAGAUAUUGGUGCCCUGGAAGACAUUAGAGAGGAGCUCACCAUGGCAAUAUUGGCACCAGUACGCAACCCAGACCAGUUCAAAGCUCUUGGAUUGGUGACUCCGGCUGGGGUCCUCCUUGCUGGUCCUCCUGGCUGUGGGAAGACUCUGCUGGCAAAGGCUGUUGCAAAUGAGUCCGGACUAAAUUUUAUAUCUGUCAAGGGCCCCGAAUUACUAAACAUGUAUGUUGGUGAGAGUGAACGUGCUGUGCGACAAGUUUUUCAACGAGCCAAGAACUCAGCACCCUGUGUGAUAUUCUUUGAUGAAGUGGAUGCUUUAUGUCCUCGAAGAUCAGACCGAGAGACAGGGGCAAGUGUCCGCGUGGUGAAUCAGCUACUUACAGAGAUGGAUGGUCUGGAAGCACGCCAGCAGGUUUUUAUCAUGGCAGCCACUAACAGGCCAGAUAUAAUUGACCCUGCAAUCCUGCGCCCGGGCCGCCUGGACAAAACACUGUUUGUGGGUUUACCACCCGCUGCAGAUCGCCUUGCCAUCUUAAAAACUAUCACAAAAAAUGGUACCAAACCACCACUGGAUGCAGAUGUAAAUUUGGAAGCAAUUGCUGGUGACCUUCGCUGUGAUUGCUAUACGGGCGCAGAUCUCUCUGCUUUGGUACGAGAAGCUUCUAUCUGUGCCCUGAGACAGGAAAUGGCAAGACAGAAGAGUGGAAAUGAAAAAGGUGAACUCAAGAUUAGUCAUAAGCAUUUUGAAGAAGCUUUCAAGAAAGUAAGAUCAUCUAUAUCAAAAAAGGAUCAAAUCAUGUAUGAACGUUUGCAGGAGUCCCUCAGCCGGUGACAUCUCCAGCAGCCGGCUUAGAGGAGCUAGCCCAUCAAGCCGGCAGAGAAUCCCCCACACGCUCUGAAGGACCCGCUUUCAGCUGGACACAGGUGCGGCCUCAUGUAAAUAUUUUAUUUUCAAAUGAAUGAGGCCAAGCUGAAGCUGAAGAUUCUUCCCAUCUGGCCAGCCUUGUGUGAAAAUGCCUUCUUCCUCUUUAAGAAAAAGGAAAAUUUUUAAACUGCUGAAAUAAAAUGACUGUUACAUUUUUCAAAUAAAA